Zeugodacus cucurbitae (melon fly) is the source of this 5664-nucleotide messenger RNA. It is a transcript of the gene fj, whose product is annotated as extracellular serine/threonine protein kinase four-jointed. The transcript has a single exon. Gene Ontology annotation, biological process: cell-cell signaling. The coding region runs from base 2110 to 4038 and encodes 642 amino acids. Lineage: Eukaryota; Metazoa; Arthropoda; Insecta; Diptera; Tephritidae. The record is from RefSeq and is a predicted model, not a curated record.
UAAACAAACCGCUAUAUAUAAAUUAUCGACGCUUACAUGCUUAUAACAACCACAACCAUAAAUCUAAACAAAAGACUUAAGACACAAACUUGAACUACAAUUUUCAACUUAUUUAUUACAACAGCCCUACACACUACCGCCUAUCAACCAAUCUACAUUUAAAUACAUAAAAUAUGUCUAACCAACAACAAUACGAAAUCAAAACUUAAGAAUGAAUACGGCAUGCAAUAGCUUAAUUAAGUUUGGGAACAUUUUUAAUGCGCGCUGCCUGCUCAAGCACAAACUAAAACUAAAAAUAUGCAAAUACCAACAAUAAGAACAACAGCAACACCUUCUACUAACAACAUUGUAGGGGCUAAAACAAGAGCAAUUAGUUAAUAUUUACGGACGUUUAUGCUCUUUUUCACACAUUCUUAAUUGUAGCAGGCAGCGAGCGUAGACUGAAUGAAGAUCAAACAACGAUCAGAGACAGCAAUGCUCACCUUCAUUAUUAUCGUGUUGAGUGAGCGUGAGCUGCUCUCUGCUGACGGAAGAGUGUGAGCGCCGUGUGUGUAAACAGUGGCGCACGUUGCAUGCCCCGCACGAACUCCAUGAACACACACACAUGCGCUCGUGUGUCAACGUUCGGCAAAUAUUUGUAAUUGUCCCCAGUGAGGUGAGGACCAAGGCGCAUAAGGUCCUAACUAUGACGAGUGUAACGCAUAUUGUGGCACUUCAGGUGGUUCGCAGCCGCUCAGGUGGUCUCUGCUGGUGUUUGUGAGUCACAAAUUUUUCAUGUGACUGAGCUGAGUGUGCACGCUCAGUGCGGUGAGCGCGUCGGUUGGUUAGAUGACUGUCUCAGCGUUUGCAGUGUGCUGUGGCGCCCAGCCUGCUUUAAUGUGGUGUUGUGAGCGUUUUCCAGUCAGUCUGCUGUUGAAUUUCGUUGCGUGCGGUGCGCUACACGGUUACCAUAUUUUGUGCGGUGCUUUUUAAAAUAAUAUAUUGCAUUAAUAAAAAUGCCAAAAAACUAAGCGAAUUGCGUUUAUUGCAACUUCUAUAUAAUAUCAUUGAAGUUUUACGAAAAAAUAUUGCACAAUAAAGUUCGUGUUAUAUUACAAACAAUCCGUUUGUGCCGCUAUGAGUGUUUGCUGGCCGAUGUUAUCUUAAGUACUUUGUGCAAAAACGAAAAAAGAAAAAUAUAUCGCAGUCACGAAAAUUAUUGUUGUUGCACACAAAAACUGUUCGCGCAAAUGUAUAGUUGUCGGCGCCGUUCACCAUAUUUGUUUUUUAACACCGUUUAGUGAAUGUAGACAAUGAAAACCAAAAUUUAUUGAACACAUAUUUAUGCUAUUUCAAUUUUGAUUGUCACACAAAAAUUGUCAUUGCUUGUGGCGCUUAAAAACGGUGUUGCAUAUGAAAGGAAUGUGUUAGCGCCAAACGAAAGUGUCGGCAAAAACACUAAAAAGGAUUUAUCGACAAUAAAAUUGAUGUUUGGGAAGAACUAUUUGCGCUAGCGAAUUUAUUCUGCAAAUUCAGUGCGCUCACCGACGGCAAAAGUGGAAUAUCUGAUUGGAAAAGUAAACAUAAAAAACACUUAUGAGCGCAUUUAUAAAAUCAAAAAAUGUAGCUUCGUAAACUACAAUCGAAAAAGUGUAAUUUACAGAAGAAAGUAAUAAAAAAGGUUUUACCAGAAAAAAAAAAUUAUGAAAGCUUAUAUUGAAAAUGCGAAAGAAUUGACCCAGAACCUCUCACAUACUGUUUAAUACAAUCUAAAAACCACAACAAUAACCUUAAGCUCGAAUAAAAACUAAAUGCUAGUGAUUUUAAUAACAAAAAAAGAAACUGAAAAAAUCUCCACAGCAAAAAAUUACGUAAAAACAUUAAAAAAAAAUAAAAAAUUUGCGAGUGAAAAGUUUAAAACAAAAGGACCUCAAAUACAAUGGCGGCAGCCACAAAGUGAACACAAAAAACGUUAAGCGUGCGAACUUUUAUAUAAAAAGCAUUGGAGCUUUCACGAUUUGAAGAUUUCAUAAGUUGAAACCUUCAACAUUUGCAGUUUUAAUCAGUUGAAGCUUUCAUCAUUCGAAGCUUUCAAGCACCUACUUAAUUUUAAAAUAAACAAAAAAAAACAUGCAGGACAAUUACAAAAUCGACACACAAAUGCAUGCAAAAUCGAAUAAACGAACUUGUCCGAACGAUAGCGCAUGCCAUAACAACAAAUCGCAUUUAUACCCCACACCGCCAACGAAAGCUCCUGUCGACAUUAAUACAGCACAAAAUUCAAUCAAUACAAUCACCGCAACGCUCGGUGAUUUAAACGAAAUGCCACACUACCGUUAUGGCGGUAGUGAUUCAUUAGCGUCCACCUUAUCAUUGCUACCGCUUGGACGACGUCGUUGGUUUCAACGACAAACUUGCUUACUUUGCAUUUUGGCGGCCUUCAUCUGCGGUCUAUUCCUCGGCAUAUUCGUGCCAAUGGUGGAUUUGAGUAAUGUCUUCUCGAAUUUAGCAACGGAUCCAGCGCAUCGUACCCUGCUGCCUGCCGUUGUAGCUAACGAACGCGUACCGAUUGGAUUAACUGCUUUAGAUUGGGAACCGCUGCCUUAUGAUAAAGUCAAGUUGGGGACAACUUUGAAUCGUAAAACAUCGUCGAGUGCGCUCACAGGCAGCCGCAAGGAAGUGGCGCAACACAGCCCCUUUACUGUUGCCUUCAUUAGCGAACAUGAAGAGCGGAUUGGUGCGGAGGAAAUUUUGAGCGAUGGCACACAUAAUACUGACGACAGACGCGAUGCGCGUGUACAACGCACGGUGGUUGAACCAAUAGCGCGUUUGGCAGAGAAACGUACUGGAAAAAUGCUGCACAAUUUCGGCGAUCCAACAUGGUCGCAACCAAAUCCUCAAAACACCAACACUUUAACUCAGAAUAUAAUACAAAGACCGAACGCCCAGAAGGGACAACAGUCGGCAACACCAAAUGCACCGGGCAUCAUAAAGUCCAACAUCUACUGGGGUGAGCUGGUAGAGCGCGCUCUACCACAAGGUUUCAGCGCACAAGAUACACGUGACUGGAAUGCCUAUGUGACGUCCGAGACCGCCGUGCAACGCCUCGAAGCGGGUUGCGGUCGUAUGCAAAAUCGGCUGCUAAUCUUUCGUGAUGGCACACGCGCCUGUGCGCGCUACCGUCAAAACACCGAUCAAAUACAAGGAGAACUCUUCUCAUUCUACUUGGGACGCUUAUUGAAUAUGACAAAUCUUGCACCCAGCGCCAUACUCACUGUGAAUGUAGAGUCUGAGAAGUGGUCCAAUGUGGUGCAUGACAUAACGCAGGCGCAAUGGAAACAGCAGAGACCAGUGGUGCUAACGCGUUGGCUGCCCAACCUCGAGCCAGCCGGUAUACCACAACCUUUUCAACCGAUCGACCGUCAUCUAAACAAACAAGAUGUAUGGAAUAUAACUUUAGCGCUGACGACAACAGAUGGUAUGGGCGGUUCUGCUAGUGCUGACGAAUCCGAUAAUAUGUUCCAUCGAGAUUCUCACUCUCUGGAUUCCUCCAUAAAUAUAUCAAUUACGCCCAACUCGCUGGCACUAGAGCGCCUGGUGGAGCUCGCUCAAUGGUCGGACCUGAUAGUGUUCGACUAUUUGAUUGCGAAUCUCGAUCGUGUCGUCAACAAUCUCUACAACUUCCAAUGGAAUGCCGAAAUUAUGGCCGCACCGGCACAUAAUCUGGCGCGUCAGUCCAAUUCACAGCUCCUUAUCUUUCUCGACAACGAAUCCGGUUUGCUGCAUGGUUAUCGGUUACUUAAGAAAUACGAGGCUUACCAUGGUCUCCUGCUAAAUAACCUCUGCGUCUUUCGUGAGCCCACCAUACGCGCUUUGCGGCAGUUGCGCGAAGCAGGAGCGGGUCGUAAACUUCGUGAGAUCUUCGAACAAACGGCGAGCGCCGAAGUGCGUGAUGUGCUGCCAACAUUGCCGGAUAAAUCGGUGAAAACACUAAACGAUCGCAUUGAUCGUGUACUCGGACAGGUGGAUAAGUGUAAACAAAUGAUUAGUAAUAGCUAGUAACUUAUUCGCGACGGUGCUGAAGACUAGACUAUGUGUAGGCUCAAACGCAACAUUUGAGGUGCUCAGUGUAAAAAUGUAUUGUAAAUUAGUUAUGUCUAGAUGUAAAAAUAUUUAUGCUACAUUGCUAGUUAUUUGUAAUUAUCAUUACGUAAUUGAGGCGCUCUGAACAAGUCACUGUAAAGUCAUAGCUUUAAGCUUUUUAAUGUGUAUUAGUGUAAUUUUAAUGUCUUGAAAGUCAAAAGUCCUUAUCAAAAGACAUAACAAUUCUCAUUUGUUUGUGUGUAAAUCUGACUGAUAUGAGUUAAAUUAUUUAUACAUAUGUACAUACAUAUAUUGUGCUUGAGUCCAUGCAGGAUAUGCGAGCUUUUACUAUUUAUGCUAGAAUUACAUUUUACACUUUUCAUGUGGAGAUCGUUUUUAUUUUCGUUUUACAAAGUGAAGAGCUCUAAAUGAUUUGAGCUGCAAUGCUUACUCUGAAAUUAUAAAAUAAGAAGUCAUUAUUAAAUUGACUUAAGCAUUUUUUGGUAAAUAAUUUUGAGAUAUUGACUUAGUUAAAAUGCAUUUCUGUGGUGAUUUACUUUAUUUAUUUUCUCAAAUUAUAUAAAACUUGCCUCGCAUUCCAUAAACAAUUGCCAUAUACAAUGCCGAACGGGGGGGCUAAUCAAAAAUUAUUAGUAUAUUUCCUCUAAUUGUUGCCGCACCUUCAUAGAAAGCUUAGUUGUUUUGUAUGGAAACAGACUUCACCUAAAAUUUUUGGAAAAUACUUAAAACAUCUAAACCACUUUACGAUCCAAUUACUUAUCAUAGAUUGGUGCUUAAAAGCUCAGCGACAUCCGAAAUUAAAGAUCAAUAAAAAAUAUUUAGACUAGAACACCUUACAAUAUUUCAAAGAAUUAAGCUGUAUAUAUCGAAGACACCAUCCACUUCGAACUCCAAAUACUAAUUUUGCAAAGUUUCACACUUUUUAAGAUUUUCUGCAAUAGUUUUAAAGCAAGACCAUAUUUUUUUAAUUACCAUAAACCGUAGAAUCAGUUGCAUGACUUACAAUAUUUUUUCAUAUACUCAAAAGUAUGUACAUAUGUAUUCAAGUCACAAUGCCGCUAGUUUUUUUUAGCAUUAAUACCUAUCGGUUGUAAGUCGAAUUUUGUAAGGCAAAGUUAAGUGUUUUACGUGUGAUUUUGUGAGCAAAUUAGAAUACGAAAAAUAACUGUUUAAUCAUAAGUUUUUAUUUUCUACAUAUAGACAUAGAUAUAUAGGCCCGUUAAUGUCUAAAGAAUUGUGAUAUAAUAUUUAAGUGCGAUUUGUAUAUGUAUGUUAAUUUAUUUAAAUAUUAAUCUAAAUAUACAGAAACAAUAAAAUAAAUACUUACAAAAAUAUAUAUAAAUGAUUUUAUCUCAGUUGUACUCUCUUGUAAUGUUACCAAUUUCUAGUACUGAAACAUUCUGUGUUAUAUCGAUAAUUGGGUUCGAUAGAUAGCGUCACAAGUUUUUUAUGAAAAAUAUUUUAAUUUUUCUUAAAUUUUACAUGCUAUACAGUCCACCGUUUCUUUUGAUAAACCUAACUAUUAAUACUUUGUUGAUUGCAAUACAACUUUAUUUCCAAAUAAACACUCGAUUGAUAGCA